Messenger RNA from Megalops cyprinoides (Indo-Pacific tarpon), 1289 nucleotides. RefSeq names its product cytohesin 4b (gene cyth4b). Gene Ontology annotation, molecular function: guanyl-nucleotide exchange factor activity. NCBI's taxonomy places the organism in Eukaryota, Metazoa, Chordata, Actinopteri, Elopiformes, Megalopidae. The record is from RefSeq and is a predicted model, not a curated record. The transcript has 13 exons. Gene Ontology annotation, biological process: regulation of ARF protein signal transduction. The coding region runs from base 93 to 1289 and encodes 398 amino acids.
UGUCAGCUCCACUCGUUAACCUUGUCGGCAGCUAAGCGACGUAUGUAAAGGGUUGAAUAGCCUAUAAAAUUUGUUUGACAUAUUCCGCAUCAAUGACAGACUAUUGCCAUCCGGUUUCAGCUGAUUUCACCACAGCUGAGAAGCUGGAAAUUGAAAGCAUCAAGAUGCACAAGAAUGACCUUUUAGAUGACAUAGAGAAGCUGAAGAUGGAGAUUGAGAAAGUCAUGUCCGAAAUUCAGGACUUUGAAAUGGCCGAAGAGAACAAAAAUAUUGCGAGGGAUAAGCAAUUCUUAUGUGGAAAGAAGAAAUUCAACAUGGACCCUAAAAAGGGGAUUCAGUACCUGGUUGACAAUAAUCUCCUGGAGUGGAAGGCACCGGCAGUGGCCGAGUUCCUGUAUAAAGAGGAAGGACUGAACAAAACGGCCAUUGGAGACUUCUUAGGAGAAAGGGAAGACAUGCACAUUGAGAUUCUGAAAGCAUUUGUGGAGCUGCAUGAAUUUUCAGACCUUAACCUGGUGCAGGCACUCCGGCAGUUCCUAUGGAGCUUCCGCCUCCCAGGAGAGGCGCAGAAGAUUGAUCGCAUGAUGGAAGCUUUCGCCACCCGCUACUGCGACUGCAAUGCUGACAUGUUUCAGUCCACAGACACCUGCUACAUCCUGUCCUUCGCCAUCAUCAUGCUGAACACCAGCCUCCACAACCCCAACGUGAAGGAAAAGACGACGCUGGAGCGGUUCAUCAGCAUGAACAGAGGCAUCAACAAUGGGGGUGACCUGCCAAGCGACCUGCUGACAAAACUCUUUGAGAGUAUCCGCAGCGAGCCAUUCAAAAUCCCAGAGGACGAUGGGAAUGACCUCACUCACACUUUCUUCAACCCUGACCGGGAAGGCUGGUUACUCAAGCUGGGAGGUAGGGUGAAGACAUGGAAGAGGAGGUGGUUCAUUCUGACGGACAACUGCCUGUACUACUUCGAAUACACCACUGACAAAGAACCACGGGGCAUUAUUCCUCUGGAGAACCUCUGUGUGAGAGAGGUGGUGUGUCCACGCAAGCCGUACUGUCUGGAGCUGUACAACCCCAACAGCAAGGGUCAGAGGAUCAAGGCCUGUAAGACAGAGACCGACGGCCGGGUGGUGGAGGGGAAGCACCAGUCCUACAUGAUCUCUGCUUCCACUGCUGAAGAGCGGGACAACUGGAUCCAGUCCAUCAGAGCCAGCAUCACUAAAGACCCUUUCUACGACCUGGUGUCGGUUCGCAAGAAGAAAGUCAUCAACAAUGUGUCUGAAGACUGA